Messenger RNA from Trypanosoma theileri, 1158 nucleotides. RefSeq lists its product as uncharacterized. The record is from RefSeq and is a predicted model, not a curated record. NCBI's taxonomy places the organism in Eukaryota, Euglenozoa, Kinetoplastea, Trypanosomatida, Trypanosomatidae. The transcript has a single exon. The annotation marks the transcript as partial.
AAUAAUAAUAAUAAUAAUAAUAAUAAUAAUAAUAAUAAUAAUAAUAAUAAUAAUGAGAUUAUUAUUAUAAAGGAGGUUUCUACGUAUUGUAGAGUUAUUCUACAGUCUCUUGCCCAGCAGGCGUUAGAGUUAUUACUACCGGAUAGUGCCGUACCUUCUCAUUAUCAUCUCACUCCACUUUCUUCUCUUUGCAGAGAUGUCAAUAGUGAUAUGGGGAUACAGGAGAAUACAGGGAUGAAUGCAAUGGAUAUAACGACGACUACUGCCUUAUUACCAUGGCGUUUUUUAUUUUCAUCCUUAUCCACAUCAACAGAUAAACAACAACAAGGAGAAGAAGAAGAAGAUAAUGGGAGAAGAAGAUGUAAUGAUUGGGAAGGUCCACUACCAAUUGAUAUUAUACAACUUCAAGCAAUUAUACUUGUUCGUAUUAUAUCCCUUAUUGCCUCCCUAACAGGACAAUGUAUAAAUAAUAAUAAUAAUAAUAAUAAUAAUAAUAAUAAUAAUAAUAAUAAUAAUAAUACGGAGGGUGAAGAGGUCUCCUUUAUUUUACAUCCAGCUGUUCUCUCUAUGGAAAACUGGCGAAAGUUAAGUUUUGCCAUUCGAAUCAUGCAACUUGUAGAAGAAAAAGAAAAAACUCUUUCUUCUUCAUCAUCACAAACAUGUUUUGUUUGCCACUCCCAAUAUCCAAACACUAUGAAAUCUCUACAAUCAACAAAUACAAAAAAAGAAAAAGAAAAAAAAGAAAAAGAAGAAAGUCGACCAAUUUGCUUUGCCUGUUGUUCAAGUGUAGAGUGUUUGGCAUCUCUAGAGUCUUAUUUAAAUGCCGGACUCCCACAGUUAAACCGUACACGUAUGGAUCUUUUAAUUACUCGGGUCACUACUGUAGAGGAGCGACGUGGUUUAUUCACUGUUCUCUUAAUGCUUCGACGGGCUAUUCGAUUAAGAGAUGGGAUCUUCAAACCACUACUACUACUAUCAUCAUCAUCUCAACAACGAGAAGAAGAAGAAGAAGAAGAAGAAGAAGAGAAAAAAGAAAAGAAAUAUAUUUUAUUUCCACAACGUUCACGACGUGAGACGGAGCGAUUUUUACUGCGCUUAAUUGCGGCUUUUGCGUUUGGCGUUCGACCAUUGCAAAAUGCAGGAGAGUUGCUGUACUGA